AUGUCAUCACUUGAGCCUAAGGACUCACUUGCAAAAAACUCAAACGAAGAGUUCUCCCCUGUCGGUCAUCAUGAACUUAGUGUGGAAGACUUUAUCCAUGAUAAGAGACCAUGGUAUAAAGUUCCUCACUUGCGCAAAAUGACUUUUGUCAUCUUCUUAUUGACCUUGAGUUCGACUACUUCUGGUUAUGAUGGUUCGGUUAUGAAUGGUCUUCAGUCGCUUCUGCACUGGCAAUCGGAGAUGGGAACUCCCACUGGUGACAGAUUGGGUCAUUUGGCUAAUGGUGUCAACUUUGGAUGCAUUAUUGGUGUGACCAUUGCCCCAUACAUUUGCGAUCACUAUGGUAGAAGAACUUUGGUGUUUAUUGGAUCUACAGUCGCUGUUAUUGGUGCUAUUUUGCAGGGAUGCAGUAACUCGUAUGGUUUCUUUUUGGCAUCUAGAGUUGUUUUGGGUUUCGGUGCUGUUCUUUCUUCUGUGGCUGCUCCAGUGUUGAUCUCUGAGUCUGCUUAUCCAUUGCAUAGAGAAGCCUCUACUUUUGCCUACAAUGUUUGCUGGUACUUGGGUGCUAUCAUUGCUUCCUGGGUGACUUACGGAACCAGAAACAUUAACAGUAACUACGCAUGGAAGAUUCCUUCGUUUCUUCAGGGAGUCUUGCCACUUGUUCAGGUUGUGUUCAUUUUUUUGAUUCCUGAGUCUCCAAGAUAUUUGGUCAAAAAGGGCAAGGUUCUCGAAGCAGAAGCCGUUUUAAGAAAGUUCCAUGCUGGAGGCUCCACUCUUCCUGAAGAUGAUGCAUUAGUGCAGUUCGAACUUAGUGAAAUCGAAAGUGCUAUCGCUGCAGAGAGCGAAGCUGCUCAGUCAUCAUACUUGGACUUUAUCAGAGUCCCAAGAUUUAGAAAGAGAUUGUUUUUGGUUGUUUUCGUGGCCAUUAUGGCACAGCUUUCUGGUAAUGGUCUUGUGUCUUACUACUUUGUCCAAGUGUUGAGGUCCAUCGGUAUUACGUCUACCAAGAGACAAUUGGAGAUCAACGGCUGCUUGAUGAUUUACAACUUUGUCAUUUGUUUGACUUUAACUAAUCUCGUCACUAAGUUUAAGAGAAGAGUCAUGUUCUUGACAGGAUGUGGAGGAAUGUUGGUAUGUUACGUCAUUUGGACCAUUCUUUCUGCAUUGAACGAACAAGCUCACUUCAACAACAAGUCGUUGGCUAAUGGCGUUCUUGCAUUCAUCUUCUUGUAUUAUUUGUUCUACGACAUUGGAUUGAAUGGUUUGCCAUUCUUGUACCUUACCGAGGUCUUGCCAUACUCUCACAGAGCCAAGGGUAUCAACUUGAUGAUUUUCGUCACCUACUCGGUGUUGAUCUUCAACGGUUACGUCAACACCAUUGCUAUGGAUGCCAUUGGCUGGAAGUACUACAUUGUGUACUGUUGUGUCAAUGCUGUUGAGUUGGUGAUUGUCUAUUUCACUUUCCCAGAGACUUCCGGAUUCACCUUGGAGGAGGUUGGCCAGGUGUUUGGUGAUGAGGUUCCAGAUAUCAAGAAUAAGACUUUGGAUAACAAGGCCCUCACUGAACAUGUGGAGGAUGUAUAA
Sungouiella intermedia is the source of this 1584-nucleotide messenger RNA. The record is from the annotation of a GenBank genome assembly. NCBI's taxonomy places the organism in Eukaryota, Fungi, Ascomycota, Pichiomycetes, Serinales, Metschnikowiaceae.